Cucurbitaria berberidis CBS 394.84 is the source of this 1284-nucleotide messenger RNA. Its product is annotated as exosome complex exonuclease RRP41. The coding region runs from base 107 to 859 and encodes 250 amino acids. Gene Ontology annotation, biological process: rRNA catabolic process; U4 snRNA 3'-end processing; nuclear mRNA surveillance. The record is from RefSeq and is a predicted model, not a curated record. Lineage: Eukaryota; Fungi; Ascomycota; Dothideomycetes; Pleosporales; Cucurbitariaceae. Gene Ontology annotation, cellular component: nuclear exosome (RNase complex); cytoplasmic exosome (RNase complex); nucleolus. The transcript has a single exon.
CAACAAGCUCGAACGCCUUUCACUUUCGCUGAUAUAAAGAUCUGUUUGACUUCUAUCUUCGUUAUUAGAUAGUCCACGAAGCAUUGAACGCCAUACCGAACCUACAAUGCCGCUCGACACAUCCACCUACUCCCUCGCCCUCCUGCGCCUCGACGGCCGCCGCUGGAACGAACUCCGGCGCAUACACGCGCAAAUCUCCACCCAAGCCGCCGCAGAUGGCUCCUCGUACCUCGAAAUGGGCAACACCAAGAUCCUCGUAUCCGUCACAGGCCCCGCAGAAGGGCGACAAGCAGGCCAAAGAGGCGGAGCAGGCAGCCAAGCCAAAGUAGAAGUGGAGAUAAACUUUGCAGGCUUCAGCGGCGUGGAGCGACGGAAGCGCAAAAGCGACAAGCGGACAAAUGAGAUGGAGCAUUGUCUGCGGUCGGCGUUUGAAAAUGUGCUGUUGUUGCAUAUUUACCCGCACUCGACUAUUACGCUCAACAUUCAUAUUAUUAGCCAGGAUGGCUCGCUGCUCGCUGCGUGUAUAAACGCUUCUACUCUCGCGCUUAUCGAUGCUGGUAUACCCAUGUCUGACUACCUGGUUGCCUGCACCGCUGCCUCGUCCGCUUCGUCCAGCGCUGCCGACAAUGCGUCCUCGGAUGAUCCGCUGCUGGAUCUGAAUAAUCAAGAAGAAUUGGAGCUGCCCUUCCUGACGGUGGGUACUCUGGGCGAGAGCGACAAUGUUGCAGUCUGCAUCAUGGAGAGCAGGGUGCGGAUGGAGAGGAUGGAGGGUAUGCUAGCGGUAGGGAUUGAGGGCUGCAAAAGGUUACGCGGGAUCCUGGAUGGGGUUGUCAAGGGGUAUGGAAAGAGGUUUGGGUGAAAAGAAGACGGAACCGUGAGCCAGGAUAGGAUACAUGUUGUUAUCCCUCGACGCUACAAGGCUGGUCGUUUGCAGUGCAUGCGGGCUGCAGGACAUGCACCCUGCCACUGGGGGCAAAGCGACCAACCCGACUUCAAGGUCAAGCUUGGAAUGGAGACUUUACUAAUCGGACGGUAUAGAUGGGGUCUAGGAUCAGUUGAUCAUCUCUGAGGACAGUAAACGGUCAAGCAAGUGUCUACCACACAAGGAAGAAAGGACGCAUGCGAUCUCGAACAAGACAACCAGUCCAGACCCCCCGAUCGCUAUAGCCUGACUGAUGUGCAUCGAUAUCGAGAAGCCUAAACACAUCGUCUGGCGCAAGCCGUUGCGAAAGACUAGUUACUAUAAUCAUGCAUCUUCUAGAAUCAAAUCAUGUUGAAUCAGAU